AGAUGUGCUGAAACUUUGCUACCUCAUGAUCAGCCUGGUCUUCACGGUUAUGUUGAUGAUUAGUUGGUUUUUCGCCAGAAAUACAGAUCAUACACAGUUCCUUGUCUCAAUCUGCAAAAGGCAACAUCAAAAUGGAGUAGAUCCAGGGAGAUUCUUUAAACGUCGUCUGAAAAAUGCAAUUUUUGUUUCAUUUUUCUUCUUCGGAAUCUUCUCUACUCAUUACAGAAUCAAGAAACUCGUCAGGAAAAAUUUCCGUGGAAGUCUGAAAAAGGUUGGACUACGAUAUCAGAGGAACAUUGUCACAUACCGGCAGUGCUACACAUUUACUAUCCAUCUUCUAGUAUCAAGAUUAGUUCGUGAAGGAAUGGAACUGUUGCUUUACAACAAUCAAGAUCUGACCUCGACCUGGGGGAUGCAAAUAUUCUUCUGCUUCUAUAUUAUCAAGGAGGUUGCUGUUACAAUCAGGUUUAUAGAGUUCUAUCUCACUUCUCACAAAUACUAUUUAGAUAUCCAAACUCAGGAAAAUGUAGAUGAAGGAAGAGAUAUCUUGUCACUUCUUGGGAUGAUUCACCACCUCUUUCCCAAACCAAACCAAACCAUGUAUCUCAGAUAAACCAAUCACACCAAACCAUGUAUCUCAGAUAAACCAAACCAAACCAAGCCAUGUAUCUCAGAUAAACCAAACCAGUUUAAACCAAACCAUGUGUCUCAGAUAAACCAAUCACACCAAACCUUGUAUCUCAGAUAAACCUAACCAAACCAAACCAUGUAUCUCAGAUAAACCAAACCACACCAAACCAUGUAUCUCAGAUAAACCAAACCAAACUAAACCAAACCAUGUAUCUCAGAUAAACCAAACCAAACCAAACCAAACCAUGUAUCUCAGAUGAACCAAACCACACCAAACCUUGUAUCUCAGAUAAACCAAACCAAACCAAACCAUGUAUCUCAGAUAAACCAAACCAAACCAAACCAUGUAUCUCAAAGAAACCAAAC
Eurytemora carolleeae is the source of this 996-nucleotide messenger RNA. RefSeq lists its product as uncharacterized. Lineage: Eukaryota; Metazoa; Arthropoda; Copepoda; Calanoida; Temoridae. The record is from RefSeq and is a predicted model, not a curated record. Bases 26 to 613 code for a protein of 195 amino acids. The transcript is spliced from 8 exons.